This is a messenger RNA of Aphanomyces astaci, 1117 nucleotides long. RefSeq lists its product as hypothetical. The transcript has 5 exons. The coding region runs from base 13 to 942 and encodes 309 amino acids. Gene Ontology annotation, biological process: rRNA processing. The record is from RefSeq and is a predicted model, not a curated record. Lineage: Eukaryota; Oomycota; Saprolegniomycetes; Saprolegniales; Verrucalvaceae.
CCUUAUUGCGCCAUGCUGUCUCGCGCCGCUGGCACCGUCCUCGUCCGUGUAGCGUCAACGACGCGCACGUUUCACAGCACUCCCAUGCUGAGUGCGCGAAAGAGCAAGUCGUUAUCCCGUCUCACAAUCAAGCGCUCUGUGCUGGACACGCAAAACACCAUGAAGAACUUUGACAUGUCUUCAUUUCAAGACGAUGAAGACGACAACAAGGACGCUCCUCCGUCCGUGCAAAUCACCAACAUGAAGGCCGCGCUGAAGCAGUUGAACGACCCAGAUUCGUUCGAUCUCGACAAGAUCCCGUUGAUGAAGCGCGGCGCGACCGCCAACGAGGACAUGAUGACGGAAGAGGAGUUUGAAGCGUUCCUCGACGAAGACGAGGACGACGAGGACGAAGAGCAUGAUCGCGAACUCGAAGCGCUCGAGCGCGAAGACGACAAGAAGCGCGUGACCAAGAUGCUGUCCCCCGCGCGCGCCAUGCAAGCGCUCCAGGGCGGCGACAAGAAGCGCGUGACCACCAAGAAUGCCAAGCCCCUGCAACGCGACGAAAAGGCGGACAAUCGAUUCAACCCCGAGCUCGUCAACCAUCGCCAGCAGCGCGUGGGGCUGCUCCUGGAAGGGUUCAUCCAAGACGUCAUCUUGCGCGAAACCGACCUCUGCAAAGGCUCGACCCAAGUGUGGAUAACCAGCGUCAACAUGUCGCCCGACCUGCGGCGCGCCGACCUGUAUUGGGACGUCACGACCGUCUCCCAUGGCAAAGUGAGCAAGACGGUCGAAGCCAAGGUCGUUCGUCGACUCACAAACAUGACCAAAUGGCUGCGGGUUCGCGUGACCCAAGAGCUCGGGCUCAAGUAUACGCCCAAAUUGGAGUUUAAACGACAAGACAACACGGGGUUGGAACGGCAAAAACUGUUUGAUGCACUCAUGGCGCAGCAAGGGUAUUGAUACAUACACUGUAACACUAUUAUCCAAUAUGUCUUCUUACACUAUUAUCCAAUAUAUCUUAUUCGUGCACGUCACCCCCACUUUGGUCGUCGUCUCCAUCAAACAACUGCUCCAUCACAACGAGGCGCCGGACGAGCGGGCCGACGUUGAAGCCGACGACGGCAUGCCGCUCCAG